GUUGACUUGGAACCAGAAUUAAGCAUAAAUUUACAACAGGAGGCGGAAGGACAAGAAACUAUACAAUUAUCAGAAGAAAAUGUAAACCCUGGCAAAAUUAAGUUGGGUCAAGAUUUUGAAUUGAAGAAAGUUUUAGGCAAAGGUGGUUAUGGCAAAGUAUUUCAGGUGCGCAAAACUUCUGGUCGUGAUGCUAAUAAAUAUUUUGCCAUGAAAGUUUUGAAAAAAGCCUCAAUAGUCACAAAUCAAAAAGAUACAGCACACACUCGUGCUGAACGUAAUAUAUUAGAAGCUGUAAAACAUCCAUUCAUUGUAGAAUUAGUUUAUGCCUUUCAAACGGACGGUAAAUUAUAUUUGAUUUUAGAAUAUUUAAGUGGUGGCGAAUUAUUUAUGCAUUUAGAACGCGAAGGUAUUUUCCUAGAAGAUACAACAUGCUUUUAUUUAAGUGAAAUUAUAAUGGCUCUGGGUCAUUUACAUAAAUUAGGCAUCAUAUAUCGUGACUUAAAACCAGAAAAUAUUUUGCUAGAUGCUCAAGGUCAUGUAAAACUAACAGAUUUUGGUUUGUGCAAGGAACAUAUACAGGAAGGCAUAGUUACACAUACUUUCUGUGGCACCAUAGAAUAUAUGGCUCCAGAAAUUCUUACACGCCGUGGUCAUGGUAAAGCAGUAGAUUGGUGGUCCUUGGGUGCUUUAAUGUUUGACAUGUUGACUGGUGUGCCACCCUUCACUGCAGAAGAUCGUAAAAAAACAAUAGAGACUAUUUUAAAAGCUAAACUUAAUUUGCCUGCUUAUUUAACACCUGAAGCUAGAGAUUUGGUGCGUCGGUUAAUGAAACGACAAGAGUCCCAACGUUUAGGUAGCGGCCCUGAAGAUGCUGCAGCAGUUCAGGCUCAUCCCUUCUUUAAGCAUGUAAAUUGGGACGAUGUACUUGCUAGACGUUUGGAUCCACCAAUUAAACCUCUAUUGCGCAGUGAAGAUGAUGUAUCUCAAUUUGAUACUAGAUUUACUAGACAAAUUCCUGUAGAUUCACCAGAUGAAACAACUCUUAGCGAAAGUGUCAAUUUAAUUUUCCAAGGUUUCACAUAUGUAGCGCCAUCAAUUCUAGAGGAAAUGCAAAGAGCUAACCGUAUGCCAGCCCGUUCACCUAGACGUACACCAAGACAAGCACAUGAUGGUUCCUAUCGAUUACAAUAUCCCUUAGCUCCGAGAGGAAUUUACGCACGAGCUACGCCGCCACAUUUGCAAGCUUUCCCACCACGUCCCUCGCCCCAGGACGAAAUGAUGGACGUGCAAGGUUUACCUAUGUCGUAGUGCGUACAUAAAAGCAGCUGUAACUGCUCCUCCAAAAGCCAUCAAAAAUUCAUCAAAGGCAAUGGUUAAAGGCGUUUGAAAUGCUGACUAUAUAAAUACUAAAAGUAAUGUUAACUACACAUAUAUUAAACAAACAACAUAAAAUCGGAUGAUUAUAAAAUAAAAACAGAAUGAAACAAAAGGAAAAAUAAAGAAAAACAUAUUAAAAAUUUAUAAGAUAAUGAUAAUUGAUGAUUGAUUGAUUACAUUUAAUAAUACAAAAAUUAAUGUUAAUGUUAUUUUUGUUUUUUAAUGAAGUAGAAAUUAAAAAGUAAAAAAUAUGUAAACCGAAAUUGGUUAUGGUAAAUGUAAUGCGGCGGUGUGUUGAUAAAAAAAUACAGAAAGAAAAAAAUUAAACUUUACACCAUUUUCUAUUGCAAAAAAAAAUCAAAUUGGACUUCAAUUCAAGCUAAUUUUUACAAUGCCAAAGAAAAAUCUAUUUGUAUUUGUUAGAAAUUGCUUUCAGCGCGACUUUGUUGCUAACAUUACAGCAAACAACAAGCUUUGUAUUACCUUUAAUAGAAGAUCAUGAAUGUACAGUUUUUAAUACCUACAAAAUGAAAACAUUUCACAUUUAAUUUUUUUAAUUAAUUCUAACAAUUAUCUGAAAAAAUUAAAGUAUUUACCAAGUUUAAAAUUUGGAUAUAAAAUCUUUACCUUGUGCUGAAUUUCAAGUAAACUUUUCUAGAAUAUGCUUGUCUGUCGUUGAUAUUCUAGAAAUGGAAAAUGGUGUAAUUAAAAUAAAAAGAAAUAGACCAAGUUAAAAAAGAAAUUAACAAGGUGCUUGCGCCUUUUAAGUAAACAUACAUAAAAUAAUUUAUACGAAAGAAAAAAAUAAUAACAUAGAGAAAAAAAUAAAAAAAUUGAAAAUUCCCAUAAAACACCUAUGACAUUUUAUAUUAUAGAA
Molecule: messenger RNA, 2254 nt
Organism: Lucilia sericata (common green bottle fly)
Lineage: Eukaryota; Metazoa; Arthropoda; Insecta; Diptera; Calliphoridae
Gene: S6k
Product: ribosomal protein S6 kinase beta-1
Biological process (GO): protein phosphorylation; signal transduction
Molecular function (GO): protein serine/threonine kinase activity; ATP binding
Source: RefSeq, a predicted model, not a curated record